Messenger RNA from Neurospora tetrasperma FGSC 2508, 483 nucleotides. RefSeq lists its product as uncharacterized. The record is from RefSeq and is a predicted model, not a curated record. The coding region runs from base 1 to 483 and encodes 160 amino acids. Lineage: Eukaryota; Fungi; Ascomycota; Sordariomycetes; Sordariales; Sordariaceae. The transcript is spliced from 6 exons.
AUGACAGGGACAAAGCUCGUACAGUCCUUGGUUGAAGACGCGGAAAUGGCGAUGAGUCAAGAAACCCUGGAAAUCAGCAUCCUGGAACUGAACCUGGGCGUGUUGGAGCAGAAGAUGGAAGACACUGAAGACAGAGAUGGUCAACCCAGUCCUUUCACUACACACUUCUACGGUAAGCACACCCAGUUGCACCUUGAAGACGAAAAGAGGGAAGGGACUCGCACGAUGCAACCACUGCACUUCAGCUACCGUCUGAACUGGAAUGCGUAUUAUCGCAUCACCUCAUGCGCCACGAUCCAAAUUCAGCUGAGCAAAGUCACCUCGAGCACACCCACAACAGCUGGUCUGGCCCCCAACUGCAUAUAUCCCACACGACAUUCAAGGUUUCGAUGCAAAGAUCGACAGCCAGUUGAACUGUGGAGGAAAGAACGAGGGAUUGACUGUGCGCUGCGAGUGCCCGCCCUCGAUGCGGUAAUGAACUGA